Onychomys torridus (southern grasshopper mouse) is the source of this 4258-nucleotide messenger RNA. It is a transcript of the gene Ppp2r5e, whose product is annotated as protein phosphatase 2 regulatory subunit B'epsilon. Gene Ontology annotation, biological process: protein dephosphorylation; signal transduction. The transcript has 14 exons. Lineage: Eukaryota; Metazoa; Chordata; Mammalia; Rodentia; Cricetidae. The record is from RefSeq and is a predicted model, not a curated record. The coding region runs from base 1206 to 2609 and encodes 467 amino acids. Gene Ontology annotation, molecular function: protein phosphatase activator activity. Gene Ontology annotation, cellular component: protein phosphatase type 2A complex; nucleus; cytosol.
CCACCGAGAUCCGCAGGAGCAUCAAGGAGCUCAUCAGCAGAACCGACUUUUGGGGGGAGGUUAAGAGACCAGGUGAGAGUCCAGCCCGUGGCCAGGCCUCCCACCGGUUGCGCGGAGGCCACUGAGGGUAUUUCGGCCGCGAUGACAGGAAUGGCACAGGGGAGCACGGGGGUCCGUGCAGAGUCGGGCUCUGCGGGCUGAACCGUGAGGCACCGGGGCUGCUGCACUGUGGCUCUCGGAAUCCCCAGUGAAGACGCUUCGCCGUCUGCAAGGGUCCCGCCGUGCGGAAGCUCCAGCUCCAGCCGCGCCCGCCGCGCUCCACUCGGGCCCAGCAGACGCCGCAGUUCCCAGCUUCAGACGCCCUGGCGGAAGCCGCUGCCGAGCCGCCCGAGCUCGCGGCUGCAUCCGGGUCCCCGGCGCCUUGCCCAAUCAAGGGCCUCGUCUCUUCACACCCCUCCUGUUUCUCCGCCCCUCCCCGCGCCGCCAAUCCCUGAUCAGAUCUCAGCCGAACAUGCUGGCUGGGGAGUGAAGGCGCCGGAGGACCAAUGAAGUCUCGCUUCCCGUUUGAAGUCUCCAGUGGGCGGGCGUCGGAGGCGGGCUCUGCCAGCCAGGAGGUUCGGUUGCGCGUGUGCCAUGGACUCAGCCGCCCGGUGAUAUUGACAAUAGGAGAGAGAAAGGGGCAUUGACGGGGACCCUGCGCGGGUAGCGAACGGCGGCUCUGGCAGCGGCGGCUCCGGCGGCUCCAGCUCCUCCUCCCGACUCCCGUGCUCGCUGCCGCUGCAGAUCCAGGCUUCCUCUCUCCUCCCCCCUCCCCGCGUCGCCGCCGCCGCCGCCGCCGGGUCCGGUGCAACGAGCAGAGGCGCCGCCCGCCGGGAAUGUGAGCGAAGAGCCACCGGCCGAGCCGCAACCGGGUCGGUACCGAUUUGAUGGGACGGGCCCGCGGGGGAGGCGCGUGAGGCCGCCGCUGCCACUGCCGGAGCGCUGAGGUUUGGGGCCAGCCGAGAGGCCUAGAAGCACCGCCGCCACCGCGGAACCGGAGGGACGUCGCCCCGGACUGCUGUAGCCCGGGGCUCUCCGCCGCUGCCCGGACCUCCCCCUGUGCGUCCCGGGCCGCCGCCCGCCCCCGCCGCGGCCCCUAGCCUGCCGCCCGCCCAGCGCAGCCACAGAUCAUCUUCGAUUCUUCCCCAGGAGCUUCAAGUAGGGAUAUGUCCUCAGCACCAACUACUCCUCCAUCAGUGGAUAAAGUAGACGGAUUUUCUCGGAAGUCCGUCAGAAAAGCCAGACAGAAGAGGUCGCAAAGCUCCUCACAGUUUAGAUCUCAAGGCAAGCCCAUUGAGCUCACACCUCUGCCGCUGCUGAAAGACGUUCCAACCUCAGAGCAGCCUGAACUGUUCCUAAAGAAACUUCAGCAGUGCUGUGUCAUUUUUGACUUCAUGGACACGCUAUCUGAUCUUAAAAUGAAAGAGUACAAGCGCUCCACUCUUAAUGAACUGGUGGACUACAUUACAGUAAGCAGAGGUUGCCUGACAGAGCAGACUUACCCUGAAGUAGUUAGAAUGGUAUCUUGCAAUAUAUUCCGAACUCUCCCUCCUAGUGACAGCAAUGAAUUCGACCCAGAAGAAGAUGAACCUACCCUCGAGGCGUCGUGGCCCCACUUACAGCUUGUAUAUGAAUUUUUCAUACGAUUUUUGGAAAGUCAAGAAUUCCAACCCAGCAUUGCCAAAAAAUACAUAGAUCAGAAAUUUGUAUUACAGCUUCUGGAGCUAUUUGACAGUGAAGACCCCCGAGAACGGGACUAUUUAAAAACAGUUUUGCACAGGAUUUACGGCAAGUUUCUCGGGCUUAGAGCAUUUAUCCGAAAACAAAUUAACAAUAUUUUUCUAAGGUUUGUUUAUGAAACAGAACACUUCAAUGGUGUAGCUGAACUGCUGGAAAUAUUAGGAAGUAUUAUCAAUGGCUUCGCUUUACCACUGAAGGCAGAGCACAAACAGUUCCUGGUCAAAGUGUUGAUCCCUCUGCACACCGUCAGGAGCCUGUCACUCUUCCAUGCCCAGCUGGCGUAUUGUAUAGUACAGUUUCUGGAGAAAGAUCCUUCACUCACAGAACCAGUUAUUAGGGGGUUAAUGAAAUUUUGGCCUAAAACAUGCAGUCAAAAAGAGGUCAUGUUCCUUGGGGAGCUGGAAGAAAUCUUGGAUGUGAUUGAACCGUCACAAUUUGUUAAAAUCCAAGAACCUUUGUUUAAACAAAUUGCCAAGUGUGUUUCCAGCCCCCAUUUUCAGGUGGCAGAAAGGGCACUCUAUUAUUGGAAUAAUGAAUACAUCAUGAGUUUGAUAGAAGAAAACUCCAACGUCAUCCUUCCCAUCAUGUUCUCCAGUCUUUAUAGGAUUUCCAAAGAGCACUGGAAUCCGGCUAUUGUGGCACUGGUGUACAACGUGUUGAAGGCCUUUAUGGAAAUGAACAGCACUAUGUUUGACGAGCUGACAGCCACAUACAAGUCAGAUCGUCAGCGUGAGAAAAAGAAAGAAAAGGAGCGUGAAGAAUUGUGGAAAAAAUUGGAGGAUCUGGAGUUAAAGAGAGGUCUUAGGCGUGAUGGGAUAAUUCCAACUUAACAACAAUCUGACCACGACAUCACUAGCCCAUGGGGUCACACGCUUAUGUAGUAGAAGGAUGGAGCAACAGUUUUCUGUAUUGUGCAACUUUACAGUAGAUUUCACAUCUGUCUCAUUAUUACAACAGCACUGUAUAUACCUGUCUCUAAGUAAAGGAAAACAUAAGGACUUCAAUCCAAAGUUUGGACAGUAGAUGGACUUCUCAGAACUUUGCAAACAUAAUCAUUGUUCUAACCCUCUUUAAAACAAAACAAAAGGUCUUCAGAGAUCUGUUGGUGAAAUUGCUAUGUUAAAAUUCCAUUAUCAGGAGUUCCUUAUUUAUCACUAGCAGAGAGUAUGAUACAAUUUUCAAAUGUGAACAAUCUUAAAUUUAGCUUGUCUUUCUGCUAAGCUGUUCAAUGUAUUUAUAGUAAAGGAAGAAAAGAUUGUCAUUUCUUUAUAAGUUUGUACAACACCCUCCUCUGGACAACUUGACUGUAAUCUGACAUUCUUUCCUUUUGCACAUCUUCAUGAGUCGAAUGUUCACGUGGAAUGGGGCAGUGAAUUACAGAGGUCCCUGGUGAAAUCUAUCUGCUGGGCGAACAUCUUCCCAGUGCCCAGGUGUUCUGGUACUCCUUUAGUUUUCAGAUUAGGAGUAAAAAAAGAAGAGGUGAUGAUAAGCAUAAACAAGAAGAGGAGAUAAGCAUAGUAGCAAAGGGAAUGUUGGGCUUCGUAUCAAAUAUGGUGAGUCCGAAUCAAUGUCUUGAAUCCUUUGAAAACAGGCAGCGGGACGCGCAGGCUUCAGCACCUGCAGCAUUAGCUGCAGACGACAUUGUGCAUCCAGAGCAGAGACAAUUUAGAAAUGUCAGAGAAACAUCCUUCCCGACCCUAUGAAGUAAGAAAGACAGAACACUAAGUGAUAUAACCAUGAAGCUGAGCACCAGGACUGCGCAUCCAACUGGGAACCCAGUUGAGCGAACAGCACGAACUGUUUGGAGUUGUUGCCUUACUUUCUAAUACGUACUUAUAAAGUAUUUCAGCAAGAGGAUGCAGCCUCUGGGGGAAACAAAACAUGUUCCAGUGUUUUUGUAGAGUCUCGUUCCAUAGCUCCUCACAGCGCCAGCCCUGUUUUUAGCCAGAAAGGAUUCAGGAUCAACAUUAUGCAUUCUGCUAUGGAUGCAUAUUCCUAACUACUGUAUUUGUUACCAAAAGUGGUUCUACAAAUGCUACUGAAAAAAAUCUGGAAAUCCCUAAUGUCCUGAGUAUUAAUAAUAAAGUUUAAAAAAUGCUUUUAUAUCAAAGGUGCAUUGUGACCACAUUGUUUAAGAAGAAAACAAAACACAAAACUAGAUGUAUCUUACUGGCUCUCUGCUCUGUAUUAAAGGAAGAAUCUUACUUGGGUAGGCAAAUUGCUGAUGUACUGGUGUGCAGUAUGUAUUUGCCUGAUGUGGUUGCAUUGCUGUGUACUGACAAAUUGUGUUGUGAGGUUUGUUUCCAGGGAAGCCUUUGCUUGUUAAAGACAGGGCAGCAGUGAGCCGAUAACCCCGAACCAUCAUGUCCAGCAGUGUUCAUGGAGUAGAGCCAAUUCUGUGUUCAUGUGUUGAGUUGUGAUAAUAGCUAACAUGAACACAUGAACUGUUGUUGCUCUUAAUAGAAAUACUGUAUAAAUA